Molecule: messenger RNA, 2197 nt
Organism: Branchiostoma belcheri (Belcher's lancelet)
Lineage: Eukaryota; Metazoa; Chordata; Leptocardii; Amphioxiformes; Branchiostomatidae
Product: protein FAM189A1-like
Exons: 8
Coding region: 47-1945 (632 amino acids)
Cellular component (GO): membrane
Source: RefSeq, a predicted model, not a curated record
UGACAGGAAUCAGACGACAACAAGGACGGCCUGAGUUCGGCUGGACAUGCGGGCUGUCCGGCACGGCCUGGUGGUCACUCAGGCGCGGCCUGGGGGACACAACCACCUCGGACGGACCCAAGCGAUGCUCCUGGGCCUUGGGAUACUGCAGAUCGUGCUGGGUUGCGCCGUGGUGUCGGUCAGCUUCGCCGCGCUAGCCCUGACCACAUACAGUCGUGUCCGGAACGCGUGUCCUUACUGGGCUGGCUUCGCCGCCAUGUUGUCAGGUGGUGUCGGCAUGAUAGCCUGGAAACAGCAGACGUCUCUUGCAGUAAGUUUUUUCACGUUCCUGUCUGCUGUGUGUGUACUGCUACAUCUGGUAGCUGCUAUCCUGGCUGGACAGAGCACCACACUGUUAGCAUCCAUGGAUGCCUCCUGCGUAUCACAGGGCCUGGGCAAGUCCUGCCAGUGCCUGCUAGGUGGUGUGACUGACUGUGCGGGUAUCCAGACCCUGCUGUUGGAGCUGAUGUCGGCCACCUGUGGGACCAGUGUGGUGUCGUGUCUGGUCAGUGCCAUGUCCGUCGCGGUGGGCGGUGUGCACUUCAUCAAGAGAGGAGACCACCAAAGGAUGCUGUAUGGACACAGUCUGGCCUCACCAGUCCUCCCCACCGACUCGUUACGUACACCUAUGGAAGACGAGAUGUUAGCCAUCAACAUGGUCCAGCCUGUUCCCCCUCCUCCUUACUCUCCUCCUGGCUGUUACAUCUCACAACAUGGCAUACUCAGUGAGGACCCCCCUCCUUACUCAGCUGUGGACCCAAUGGCCAGAAUUACUGAGGUGGACACAAGGUGGACAACUGAGGCACAGUCCUCUGUGGAUGCUGCUGCCAGGUUGAGCCCCAGUGUAGAAGGGGCCUGUGGAACUCAGGCCGUCUCACAUUCCAUGUUGGCUGUGUCUCACUCUGGAACUCUGAACAACAUGCUGGACAGUCUACAACUAGCCUCCAACUUUACUAGUGGACAGACCUCACCCACCAAUAAGGAAGGGGGGACCUGUGAGUCAGCUGAGCUGCAGCGUGCUGUGGAUAUGAGUCUGGAAAGCGUGCUGCAGGCGUUUCACGAACAGACACAGCAGAUGGACAGGAGGACCGACACAAACAUCCGACAGGAACCAACCAGGAACUUCAGACUCGUGCCUCAGUUCAGCCUGCCUGAUGCAACACCAAGUCCACAGGGCGCUGUUGGGAUAGCGUCCUUACAGAGAGACAUUUCAGAUGCGAAUGUGUCACAUCAUGUGAGCAGGGUCAAUCAGGACUUAAAAAACAAGACUCGAGACACAAGUGUGAGCAUGGAUUCUAGGAUACCAGUUCACAGAAGGCAAGAAGAACCUCUCAGAGAAGUUUUACCACAUGGAAUUCAGGACAGUCAUCCAGAGGGCAACAGUAGCAGAAAAAGUAAACCAGAACGACCAAAAACACUCAAUCUUUCUGGAAAUGCAAAGCUUAGGAAGCAGACUCAUAGAAAUCACAAAAAGAGACCCAGAUCCUUGGUUGACAGUAAAGACCUUAGAGAUACAAAAGUCCUGGUUGCCCAGUUUCUAGAGCAGCCCGUAGGAAACCUUCCCCCAGCCGUGCAGAUUGUUGUGGAGAACAUCAAGUCUGUGAUUCAGUCUGAUGAGCGACACCUAGCAGAAGUGAUGCACAGUGCAAGUGUCCUUCAGGAGGUGGAGGUGCGCCAUAAUUCCACCUACAGGUACAGCCUGAGCUCCACCAGUUCCAGCAGCCAUGUUUCCUCGUCUGGAUCCGUUUACAGGACGGUGGAGGUCUCCAGCUCUACUGUCUGUAGGACAGCAGAUGUUUCUCCGCCUAGUAGGACAGCUGAGGGUCCAGAUGCUGUACACAGGAUAGCUGAAGGUCAAGGGUGCUUAGAGACAGCAGAAGACAUUUACAGGGAAACUGUGCUGUGACAUCAGCCUGGUACUUUUUGUAGGACAGCUGAAGUUCCAGAUGCUGUACACAGGACAGCUGAAGGUCAAAGAUGUUUAGGAACAGCAGGAGACAUUUACAGGGAAACUGUGCUGUGACAGCUGAUGUUUGUAUGACAGCUGAGGUUGUGUCAUGGUUUAUAGGACAGCUGAGGUUCCAGAUGCUGUACACAGGAUAGCAGAAGGUCAAAGAUGUUCAGAAACAGCAGAAGACAUUUACAGGGAAACUGUGCU